Molecule: messenger RNA, 597 nt
Organism: Lolium rigidum
Lineage: Eukaryota; Viridiplantae; Streptophyta; Magnoliopsida; Poales; Poaceae
Product: putative glycine-rich cell wall structural protein 1
Exons: 2
Coding region: 1-597 (198 amino acids)
Source: RefSeq, a predicted model, not a curated record
AUGGCAAGCGCUAAACUAGCUGCUCUCGGGUUCAUUGUACUCUUGAGCAUUGGAUUGGCCAAUGCUGGAAGGGUGGCUAGAUACUCUAGUUCUCAAGGAACAGGAUCUGGAGAGGGAGGGGGUGGGGGUGAAGUGAGUGGUGGUGGCUCAGGAUCAGGGAGUGGAGCUGGUUUUGGCCAGAGUUCAAGCAGUGGUGCACAUGCAAGCAGUGGAGGUGGAGGUGAAGGGAGUGGCCAUAGCCAGCCCGGCGGUACUGGAUCCGGCAGCGGGUCCGGUGCCGGCUCAGGAUAUGGUGGUUAUAAUGGUGAAUAUUAUAAUGGUGGAUAUAGUGAUGUUGGUGAAUCUUCCAGCUCAGGCGGUAGCGGUGGUGGUGGUGGUGGAGGACAAGCAACCGGGGGGUAUUAUGGAUCUAGUGGCUAUGGAUCUGGUAGUGGCUAUGGAUCCGGCUCUAGUGAUGCAAGUAAUAACUACUAUUAUGGAUAUCGUAAUGCAAAUGCAUAUUCUAAUGGUGGUGGUAGUGGAAGCGGACAGGGCACCAAUGGUGGGAACGGAGGCGGCAGCGGCGCUGGAUCUGGUUUUGGCAAUGCCAACCCGUAA